AUGGCCCUUCUACAGACGUCCCUGAUCUGGGUAGUCUAUGCAAUCGCAAUAGUCAUUUUGAUUACAGUCGCCUCUGUUUUCAUCUACAUAUACCAAACCCCUCGGGAUCGUUCCCCAUCUGUAACUUUGACCUGCAUCUUUGCCAUCACCACGUUUCUUGCAACUGUUCUCUUACUCCCAGUUGACAUCGCCCUCGUAUCAUCCACAACUUCAUCGGCAUUAGGCCGGCGGAAGGAUUGGGUUACCCAAAAUGAAGUGGACAAGAUCACGUUUUCCUUAACAGUUGCGUAUUAUUUCCUUUAUUCUUUGGAUGCCUUACUUUGUUUACUCGUGAUUCCGUUUACCUAUUUCUGGUGCGAAGAAUAUGACGAAGUUGCUGCCGAAACAAGAGAAGAAAGCGUCGGAAGUCGAUUCUGGGGUGCUCUCAAAUAUACCAUCUCGUUUGUUGCGAUUGUGGUUGUGUUGUUCCUUGUUGGAUUCUUUGUUCCUGUUUCCAACAAAGACAGCCAGCGUAUGGAUUAUUUUAAAAAACUGUUGACUGAAAAUCAUGGCGAGCGUGCGCUAACAUUUGCGCUGGGGCUGCUAACGACCAUCGGGCUAUGUCUAUAUGCCUUGUACACCUCUUGUGGUCUUGCCCUCCUUCCAAUGAGUCUAAUCAAGACGGCUCCUUCAGUUUCGAGUCCGACUUUGAAGGCGACUACAGUUACGCAACUUGAAUCAAAUCGCGAGCGGCAGCGCCAAUUAGAAGGUCGUUGUGGAGGAAAUCCAGAGCUUUUGCCUUCUAAAGACCGCAGGCAGUUAGACACUCUUGUCCGGGAGGAAAGGACUCUUAUUCGGCGCCAACGCUUGGUUGAAGAGGCUCAAGGAAAAGGUCGAAGUUGGUUUGUGAAAGUGUGGCUCAAAAUCGCCGCUGUCUUUCGGCCGUUCAAGCUCAUAAGCGGUAUUCUUUUGCUUCUUAUUGUACUGGCAACGUGGAUAUCCAUGCUGCUGACAGCAAUCGACAAGGCUAAAAAUUCUAUUUGCAAGCAUCGUUGUGGAUAUAUACUUGGACACGUUAAUGUUUUUAACCCCGCCAAUUGGGUUUUCGUUCAAUCUGCCAAGGUAUUCCCAGUGGAUUAUGCUAUUUUCACCCUUCUUGUGCUGCUGUUCUUUUGUAGCUCUGUUGUUGGCAUAGCUGUUGUUGGCAUUCGAUUCUUGUGGAUCAAAAUUUUUCAAAUCAGAAAAGGCCACACGUCUCCCCAAGCUCUCCUCUUAGCGACGGCUAUGUUGAUGUUGAUUAUACUGGCUUUGAAUUACUCGGUAUCCAUGAUCGUUGCACCCCAAUACGCAACAUUUGGACCGCAAACAUUCUGCGAUCGUGUUCCUGAUUCUGUCAGUGAAAAACCUGACUGCUCAAACAACAGACACCUUAUCAAACCAUGUUCGGAGUUGGCAGACAACCCAGCGGCAAAACUAGUAUGUACGCCAAGCAUUUCUAGUACAUUCCUCAAUCGAGUGACGAUGAAUUUCCCGUUUUUCGGUAUUGUAUUCUUCUGGGCUCAGUUCGCUUUUCUUGGUGUAUAUAUUGUUCUUUUCAUCACUUCUCUUUUUCGCUCACCAAGAUUGGAUGAGCGGCAGCUUGACGAGGACGCCGAAGAAGCUGAGGAGGAAGGCUUGUUAGCAAGCACUGGGAGACGCUUCGAUGCCACCUGGCAGGACAUCACUGGCAGAAUUGACAUGCACAAUGGUAGCUACACACCGCGAAACUGA
Messenger RNA from Aspergillus wentii DTO 134E9, 1749 nucleotides. Its product is annotated as putative LMBR1 domain protein. Bases 1 to 1749 code for a protein of 582 amino acids. Lineage: Eukaryota; Fungi; Ascomycota; Eurotiomycetes; Eurotiales; Aspergillaceae. The record is from RefSeq and is a predicted model, not a curated record. The transcript has 3 exons. Gene Ontology annotation, cellular component: vacuolar membrane. Gene Ontology annotation, biological process: protein localization to vacuole.